AUGCGAUUCUUCUUCGUGCUCUCCGCUCUAUUCCUUCUUGCUUCGGCGACUUCUCUUCGCGACAAGAGACAGUGCGGUUGCUCGGCGCAGCCGACGUGCUCCUGCCAGCAAUCAACUCCUCAGCAGUACACCUGCGCUUGCCAGCAGCAGGCGCCGACUUCAUCCUGCUCGUGCUCACAGCAAACUGUCCAACUUCAUAAUGCCCAUCUAUGGCAAGUUCCUGGAGCCAAAAUGGAAAUGAUUGUCACCAGAAGAGGAAGAAGCAUAUUCCCCAUUUUGGAAUACAUUAUUAGUGGAAUGGACCAUCAUUCUUAUUACGCGUUGGAGCUUCGAAUGAAGAGAUCGCAGAAUCUCAAGUAA
Caenorhabditis bovis is the source of this 360-nucleotide messenger RNA. The record is from the annotation of a GenBank genome assembly. NCBI's taxonomy places the organism in Eukaryota, Metazoa, Nematoda, Chromadorea, Rhabditida, Rhabditidae.